Thunnus maccoyii (southern bluefin tuna) is the source of this 2152-nucleotide messenger RNA. RefSeq names its product Kruppel-like factor 5 like (gene klf5l). The coding region runs from base 107 to 1423 and encodes 438 amino acids. The record is from RefSeq and is a predicted model, not a curated record. NCBI's taxonomy places the organism in Eukaryota, Metazoa, Chordata, Actinopteri, Scombriformes, Scombridae. Gene Ontology annotation, molecular function: RNA polymerase II cis-regulatory region sequence-specific DNA binding; DNA-binding transcription factor activity, RNA polymerase II-specific. Gene Ontology annotation, biological process: regulation of transcription by RNA polymerase II. The transcript has 4 exons.
UGGACUUGUCCCGAAGCUUUCAACUGAAAAUAUUAGAAAUCUUAAUGUACUUUUAGGCUAAGCCAAACUCUGAAGACAUAUUUGAUUAAGUGUUAAAUUAAGCUAAAUGGCAGCGAGUGUAGGAUUGCCCAUUAAUCCGCCGCACGCGACAGAAGAAAGGGCGGUUUUCACGCAGCUGAAGCCGGUGAGGUUGUCGGGAGCGGACGGCGCGGAGGACUCGUCCGUGUUUGAGGACGUCAAACCCGCGACUCGACUGGAGAUGGACAAAUACCUCCCCCAGGUCAACAGUCCUCUCUUGAGUCCCAUGAUAGACACUUGUGACAAGAAGUACAGACGAGAGAGCGCCUCCGUGGUCGAUGAGUACUUCUCAGAUGAGAAACCCGGCACCCCUUACAGCCUUAACAUCAACGUCAUCCUUCCCAGUACCACUCACCUUCGCACAGGCCUCUACCGGCCCAACACCAAGACCCUCACACCCCAGCAAAUUAAGAUAGAACCUGGAUUGGAGGUGCCCUGCUCCAUCCCCACCACCGCCACCCAGGCGUUGCCGGACUUCACCUCCGUCUUCAGUGUGCCGCCUGUAGUCAACAACGUUUUCAUCAAACCAGACAUGAGCUCUGACGGAGUGGUCAGCGUAGCCACAGGGUCCCAGCAGCAGCAGAAUUUAGACACAGAGCUUCACAUCGGACCCCCUGCUCCCCAACCGCAGGUCUACCACAUGCCCAUCAGCAGCUGUUCCGACCUCACCAUGACCCUGUCGCACACCAGCCCGGCAGCAUCCAGUUCCAGCGGCAGGACCAUGCUGAACCUCAGCAGCGCCACAUUGCCUACAACAAAUGGAAACUACAUGAUGGCAGAGCACCAGCUACCGCAGCAUCAUCAGCAUCACGGUUACUAUCAGGCCUCAAUGACCAACUCAUCCCAGCACACGGCCCCCCAUAGCCUGCCACCCUCGCCCCCAAACUCCCAACCAGGGAGCCCAGACGGUCAAGCUGAGCUGCUCAGCUUAGCAAACCAGCCUCCACCUCCAUACCAACAGCGUCUGGCAGGGCUAAAGGUGCAAGGGUUGUCUCCUCACGCCAUGCUGAUGACACACGGCCAGGGCGUCCUGACGGGUCCCAAAUACAACAGGCGGAACAACCCUGAGCUGGAGAAGAGGAGGAUCCACUUUUGUGACUACCCAGGCUGCACUAAAGUUUACACAAAGAGCUCUCAUCUGAAGGCACACCAGAGGACACACACAGGCGAGAAGCCCUACCGUUGUACAUGGGACAACUGCGACUGGCGUUUCGCCCGAUCGGACGAGCUCACCAGGCACUACCGGAAACACACCGGAGCCAAACCUUUCAAAUGUGUCGCCUGCAGCCGCUGCUUCUCACGCUCCGACCACCUUGCCCUGCACAUGAAACGCCACCAGAAUUAACACAGACAUACCUUUUAUAUACAAACACACAUAAGCACACACAAAUAGAGCAGUAUCCACACACGACAGCCCACCUGAACCUGAACAGCGUUAAAGGAAUCAUGAACAGAUACAGCCCCAAAAUCAUCCCUGCGGACCUGUGGUUUUGUUCUGGUGCUCCCAACAAAUGCAGCUAGUGGUGUUUUUGAAGGUGGGAAGCCAGUGAAGGGAUUGUGUCUUUGUCUCUGCACUUGCAACACGUGCUGGUUGGUUCCUGUUCAGUGGAUGAGUCUGAGGGAGAAAGAGUGAGCUCUCGUUACACUUUAUGAUCUCCUGGUGAAACUCCUCUCUGGCGAGGGAAAGAAGCAGAUGUGGCACAGGGUUCACCUGGUAGUUUACACCUUCUAUAGGCCAACGGGAAUCUGAUGUGAACAGUGACAGUUGUAGUGGAGAUGGCCACCCACCUAGAGCCCGGUUCUGCUCAAGGUUUCUUCCUGUUGAAAGGGAGUUAGUACUUGCACAAAAGGGAACGUUGAGUACAGUCUAGACCUGCUCUAUGUGAAAGUGCCUUGAGAUAACUUCUGUUGUGAUUUAACGCUAUAUAAAUAAAACUGACUUGAAUUGACUCCUGUUCAUACUGAUCAUUAGGAGAUCUUUCCUAAAGCGCUUACGGUCCUUGUUUUGUGCAAAAAAAGUAUUUAAAUAUCUAUUUGAACCUAAUAUGAAGCUUCAGCAGCCCAAAUUAGUCAA